Molecule: messenger RNA, 1665 nt
Organism: Aspergillus tanneri
Lineage: Eukaryota; Fungi; Ascomycota; Eurotiomycetes; Eurotiales; Aspergillaceae
Exons: 4
Coding region: 1-1665 (554 amino acids)
Source: RefSeq, a predicted model, not a curated record
AUGCGUCAGCUGUCAUCCUUUCUCUUUUCCUUAUUUACCCUUGUGUCCUUAAAAGGAGCACUGGCUUCUCUGGACGCCUUCCCAAAAAUUAACCUGGAAUAUGCUGUCCAUGCUGCAACCUACACCAAUUCCUCUCCGUCAGGGUUGGAGGUCGCAACCUACGCAAAUAUCCGUUAUGCGCAACCACCAAUUGGUAAUCUACGUUUUCGGAACGCAAAGACUCCUCCGCCGCAUCACGAUGGCAUCCUCAAUGGGAGGGAAUAUCCCGUGACCGACUGCGUCAGCAGUGUUCCAGCCAUGGUCCCAUUCCCUCCGUUAAAUGGCACACACUGGGGCCAAGAGGACUGCCUUUUCCUGAACGUCCUAGUCCCUGAAGGGGUCAAGGAGGGAGACAAAGUGCCGGUCCUUCAUUGGCUCCAUGGUGGUGCAUUUACUUUCGGUAGCAAAGAUAACAAAGGAGCAUUCCCAGCUGGAGAGAAGGAUAUGACAUACACCAGCCCGCCGUACAUGGGGCUGUUCAACCAAAUUAACAGCCACGAUGAGAAAUUCAUUCUCGUAGCGAGUAAUUACCGCCUGGGCGUGUAUGGAUGGGUCUCGUCCCCGUUUGAGAAAGACUUGGAUUCCAAUAUCGGUCUCCAUGACAGCAGGACGUCGUUGGAGUGGACUAAGAAAUACAUCUCUCGGUUUGGAGGGGAUCCUGAUCGGAUUACAGCCAUGGGGGAGAGCGCAGGUGCAACGCUGGUAACGCUCCUCCUGACUGGCGACGGGGGGGCUGGCGAAUUGCCCUUUUCACAAGCGAUUAUAUCCUCUCCUACGCUCAUGCCCCGCAGAAAUGUGACAGCUCGGAGACAGAGUCUGUACGAUUAUGUGCUUCACCAAGCGAACUGCUCCUCGCCUGCAUGUCUGCGAAAUCUCUCGCCUGCCUCUCUCGCCAAUGUCAACAACCAUAUCAUCAGCGACGUACCCACCGAGUCAGGUGGAGGGUCAUUUGGCCCCGGUAUUGGCUUGUCCCCGGUUGUGGAUGGAGCCUAUAUCCCCGACACAGCUACUAUCCUCUUUUCACAAGGUCGAUUUCACAAGUCAGUUCGAGGGGUGAUGGUCGCCAACAUGGAAAAUGAAGGAAUGGGUAUUGGCUCAGACGCAAACAUGCCGGCAGCAUUUCCCAACUUGGCUCGGAAAGUAUUCACUACUGCCGAUAAUAAGACUCUGGGUCACAUCCAGUCCCUCUUUCCCUAUCCGCCUUCAACGCCACAGAAGCUGGGCUGGGAUUGGCUGACCUCCGUCGCUUAUGCUUGUCUUGCGAAAGGCACGGCGGAGGCAUAUGGCGAGCGCGCCUUCCGCUAUGUGAUGACCAUUCCCCCGGCUACUCAUGGACAGGAUCUAUCAUAUCUAUUCUACGGCACUGAAAAGUCUCCAGCUGUUGCCAAUGCAACAAUCGCCCGCACUCUAGAACACUACGUCCUUAACUUCCUUCACCACGGGGGCCGGGAUCAUGGCGCUCUGCCUGGGCGUCCGGGUCUACCAGAUUGGAAAUCUUAUGGAAAAGGAGCAAACACGAUGAAUAUCUCGGAGGCUACAUUCGAGAUGGUUCCGGAUCCUUGGCAGGUGAAUGGGGUAUGUGCUGAAUUGCUGAAGGUUGUGGAAGAUCCGAAGAAUGGAGCUUGA